Ilex paraguariensis (yerba mate) is the source of this 477-nucleotide messenger RNA. The record is from the annotation of a GenBank genome assembly. Lineage: Eukaryota; Viridiplantae; Streptophyta; Magnoliopsida; Aquifoliales; Aquifoliaceae.
AUGCUGCUCUGGUGGUUCUCCGAUGGUGGCACCAUGGAAAGUGUGCCAACUGAUGGUAAGACGACGGGUGAAGUUAUGUUCAGAGGAAAUACUGUAAUGAGUGGAUAUUAUAAAGAUUUGAAAUCAACAGAAGAAGCUUUCAGGGAUGAUCGCUUGAAAGACGUUAUAAUCUCUGGGGGUGAGAAUAUAAGCACUGUGGAGGUAGAAACAGUGGUGUAUAGUCAUCCAGCAGUUCUUGAGGCUGCGGUAGUUGCACGACCGGAUAAUCACUGGGGGCAGACGCCUUGUGCAUUUGUAAAGUUAAAGGAGGGAUUUAAUGUUGAUGCUGAAGAAGUAAUCAAGUUUUGUCGUGAUCAUUUGCCUCAUUACAUGGCACCUCGGACAGUCAUUUUCGAUGAUCUGCCAAGAACUUCAACUGGCAAGGUUCAGAAAUUUAUCCUGAGGGAGAAAGCAGAGGCCUUGGGCAGCCUUUCUUGA